Diaporthe amygdali is the source of this 843-nucleotide messenger RNA. RefSeq lists its product as uncharacterized. Lineage: Eukaryota; Fungi; Ascomycota; Sordariomycetes; Diaporthales; Diaporthaceae. The record is from RefSeq and is a predicted model, not a curated record. Bases 1 to 843 code for a protein of 280 amino acids. The transcript has 2 exons.
AUGAGGAAAACAUUAAGGAGAAUAUUUAGCCGUCGCCCGAAGAGCACUCCAGCGGCAUUAUGGCCGGCGGGCAAGUACCCGAACCCGAAGAGAGCAUCAGCUCCACCUGUUUUCGGCCGAGUUUACAGCGUGGACGAGAGAAGCACCUUUGCACAACCCGAUUCCUCCGAGCACGAAGCUCGGUACCACGCCACAACACAAUGGGUCCUGGCGACGGCCCAGGAGGAAUUUUCAGACCCGUCUAGGAUUUCAUCACGCAUCAAUCACUUCAAAACCGCAGAGCGAUGGCUUCAAGCGAAUUUUUCCCAGAGAGUGGUCGACGCCGGGGCAUUUCCCGGAAAUAUGGAGUUACUUGAUGGAGUACGCAAGGAAGACACCCGUCUCUUUGUGGUAAUGGACCCGGAAGACUCGACUCAUUAUAUCGCUGUCAACCUCGUGAUUUUUUACACCGAAACGAAUGCGCAACUUGGCCACAGGACCCCAGAGGAGUCCAUUGUGGUUGCAGAGGAUGCAUUAGCACAUUUGCUAAGACAGUGGCAAGGCAGCGGGACGUCUGAUGGAUUUCUUGCUAUUGUAUCUACGAGCAUGGGUACAUCUAUACACACAUUCAAGGCUAAAGAGGGCUUGCGAAUAAUGUCUAUUCACAUUGCAACGCGGAGCAUCUCUUAUAUUCAUUUGUCCUGGGAUUAUGCGCUUGAAGAGAGACCUCCAAUAAUCACGAUCCCACCGUCUCUAGCAGAAACAAAUCUCUUCGGUUUCAAUGAACUUCCGUGGCAAUUGCUCGUGCGCAAAGUGGCUACGAGUCCCUUGAAAUCAGAUGGUACUUCGCAGAGCCAGCCAUAG